Molecule: messenger RNA, 876 nt
Organism: Nycticebus coucang (slow loris)
Lineage: Eukaryota; Metazoa; Chordata; Mammalia; Primates; Lorisidae
Exons: 3
Coding region: 1-876 (291 amino acids)
Source: RefSeq, a predicted model, not a curated record
AUGUUCAUUGAAUUGAUGCGAAAAACGCGGACGCACACUCACACUUCCUCCUACCACGGUCCCGAACAGCACAGAGGAAAUCAGGUGGGAAGGGAGGGGGAGGCGGGCGCUGGCGGUCCCCGGGGCGCCCACUAUGUCCCUGCUCAGUCCUCCGCCCCGCACGGGCGCAGCUUCAGAGGGCGCUGCUCCUCAGAGCCGAAGAGAGAAGAGGGCGUGCGGGGCGAGGCUGAGGAAGCGCGGGAGAAGACAGGGCGUGCGGAGAGAGGGUGUGGGGCCGUGGGGGAGAGCGUGAGGGGCAGGGGUAGGGUGUGCGGCCGUGGGGGAGGGCGUAAGGGUCAGGGAGGAAGGCGUGUGGGGAGAGGGUGUGCGGAGCGAGCGCAAGGGCUGGGGCAAGGGCUAGCGGGCUACUCCCAACUUUGGGGCGGGGAGGAAGGAGUUAAAGAUCCAGGAUUGGCUCUUCUGUCACCAAGUCUGGGAGGGACGAGCCCGGGAGGGAGGGUUCGGGGCUUAACUCUGGUCCUCCACGGUUCCCGCCGGACGCCGCUUCUGGCACACUCGCGGAGGCCGGCGCUUGCGCGCGUACCGCAGACACUCGCACUGCCGGUCCUCCCUCGUGCCCCGCUCGGUUCUUCUUCCUGGACACCACUCGUUCGCUAUCUUUUUCUUUCUCUCUCACACGCAAACACACGCGGUCGCUCUUCUGGCGCACACUGCUCCGUGCAGGCGGCGGUCCGUGUACGCCUCAGCAGCCCGCACGCCCCGCGCCCCUCGCGCCCUCAGCCCUCAGCGGCGGGGCAGCGAGCCUGGGGAGAGCGGCCCAGCCCCGCUCCUUCCCUUAGGGGAGCGCUGACGCCCAGGGUGGCCGCUAAGCCUUGA